Messenger RNA from Arachis stenosperma, 421 nucleotides. Its product is annotated as protein GOLVEN 5-like. The transcript has 3 exons. The coding region runs from base 21 to 371 and encodes 116 amino acids. The record is from RefSeq and is a predicted model, not a curated record. Lineage: Eukaryota; Viridiplantae; Streptophyta; Magnoliopsida; Fabales; Fabaceae.
AGAAACAAACACAUUCAUACAUGGUCAUGGUGAUGUUGAAGAGAAGCAUUUUUUGUGUUUUAUUUUUAUUGCUUUGUGCUUCUUGCUUCUCCAAUGCUCGGUUGCACCCUUCAGGUGGAGCUGAAGUUAAUGUCAUUCCUGUUAUUACAAAGGUUAGUGUUGUAAACACUAGUAAGGUGAUGAGAGACCAAGUUGAAAUUGAAGGGAACUUGAUGAAUAAGAAAAGUGGAAAGGAGAAUGUAAGAAAAUAUGUGAAGAAGAAGAGAAGUUUAAGGAGUCGUUUGGGUGGUGAGAUUGUUGAUGGAGAAUUUGUGGCUUUUACUGCCGAUUACCAUUCACCAAGGCACCAUCCACCUAAGAACAACAAAUGAAUAUAAUAUAUAUUUCAUAUUUUCAUUUUGAAAUAUAUGGUAUAUUUUAA